Galleria mellonella (greater wax moth) is the source of this 2403-nucleotide messenger RNA. RefSeq lists its product as uncharacterized. The transcript has 15 exons. Lineage: Eukaryota; Metazoa; Arthropoda; Insecta; Lepidoptera; Pyralidae. The record is from RefSeq and is a predicted model, not a curated record. The coding region runs from base 14 to 1993 and encodes 659 amino acids.
CGUGCUUACUACUAUGAAGUUUACAAUCGGAUUAUAUUGGCUGUUUAUACCAUUUAUUUCAUGUCUCAACCAAAUUGAUAUAGAUUUCUCUAUAAAUUAUAUGAAAACUAGACAUAUUAACGCUAUAUGCCUGCUGACAUGUGAUAGUGGCAAUACAUGGACCAACAGAUUUACGAAAUAUGCCAAUUCACAGUCGAUAUCAGUGUUUAAAGUAGAAAUAGAUAAAAUAUUGAAUGAUUACGCCCUCGUAGAUAUUUGCUUAGAACGAAAAUUAACGUCAAACGGUGUGCUGAUAAACGCGUGCUGUAGACUCUACGAAAAUAUUCUUAUUUAUGCAUCCGAAAACAUGUAUUUCGAUUCACGACACAAGUGGCUUGUGAUUGGUCAUAGAAACGUCACCAUUUUGAAUUCUGGUUUAAAAAGAAACGAAACAGUCAGUGGCGUCAUCGAGAUUUUUAAUCAUCUAAAUUUAAGUGUAGACGCUGAUAUUGUACUGUCUACUAGCACUAUAGGAUCUACUGCUUACAAACUAUAUGAUAUUUAUAAUUUUGGAAAAAUACAAGGCGGUGACUUAGUCAUUGAUGAACUGGGAUCGUGGAAUUCGGAUUCAGGAUUCAAUUUAAAAAUAAAUAUAAAUGACUACAAAUACUAUCGUCGAUGGGAUUUCCAGCGAACUCCGCUGAAGUUAAUAAAUGUGUUGACAGAACCUACAAAAGUAUUCAAUCCUAAAAUAUUAACAGAUUUGCAACCUGAUCUUAACAUACCAGUUAUAAUAACAUGUACAAAUAGAAUUCUACAUGACAUAGCCGAAAUACAUAAUUUCAGGUUUAUUUACACAAUAUCUGACAGGUGGUACGGUGAUUUCACCAGGAACAGUUCGAAGGCAGUUGCAAGCUCACUAUACUUCCGAACCCAGGACAUUUCUCCGUUGAUCAGAUUUAUUCAUGAAGCUUUGACGAGAAUAGACAUCAUACAUCCUCCUUUGACGUCCAUAGAAAUAAGAUAUUACUACAGAAUACCAACACGUGGUGUUGGAAAAUUCCAGAAUCAAUUCCUUACACCAUUAAGUCAGAAUGCGUGGUUAUCUGUACUCUUUAUUGCAACAUUGUGCUUAAUUGUAUUGCUGUUGGCUGCAAAAUUCGAAGAGCGACCAUCAUACAGGCAAUAUGCUGUGUUAUCAGUUAUAGCAUCAAUUUGCCAGCAAUUUUUUGAAGAUAAUGAAUUUAUUGCAACAAGAAGAGCAUCACUUGCUCGCGAAAUGACAAUCUUCAUAACGGGGAUUUUCUGCGUUCUCAUCUAUAACUAUUACACCAGCAGUGUGGUCAGCUGGUUGCUUAAUGGACCGCCACCUUCUAUUACUUCGCUGGAGGAGCUAUUAGACAGUCCCUUAGAACUGAUUUUUGAAGAUAUUGGAUACACGAGAUCUUGGUUGCAGGUACCCAAUUAUUAUUAUAACAGCAGAAACCAAAAAGUGGAGAAUCAAUUGCGACAGAAGAAAGUGUUCAAUAAGAAAAAAGGUGCCCCACUGUUCGAACCUGUCGAAAAAGGAAUUGCGAUGGUCAAAUCAGGAGGUUACGCUUACCACACCGAUAUGGAUACUGCAAAUAAACUAAUCUCCAGGUCUUUUACUCAAGCAGAAUUGUGUGAACUUGGCUCUUUGCAGUCUAUGGAAAAAACUAACUUGUACGCAUGCGUACAAAAGGACAGUCCGUUUAAAGAAUUCUUCGUUUGGAGUGUAGCUCGACUGUCAGAGCGCGGAAUCAUUUCAUGUAUACAACGACGUACAAAUGUUUUAGUACCAAAAUGUGAAGGCAGUUCGCCUAGGGCUCUGGCGUUAGGUGGUGCCUCUCCUGCCUUCUUGUUACUUGCUAUUGGUUACUUUUUAGCAACUAUAAUAAUGCUUUUAGAGAGAGUCGUCAAGAGAACAAAGGGGCGGCCGCAAACUGGUAAUUGCGAUAAUGAUGUUAAACGAAAAUAUCACUCUGUUACAUAAUUUGUAACUAUGUAAUUAAUAUAAUUGUGAAUUAAACUAACUAGCUAGAUAGCUAAACUAAUAUUAUAAAGAGGAGGGAUUUAAUUUUUCGUCACACAGCUUCUAACUGUCCACUACUGAACUUAAGGCUCCUCCUAGAGGGAUUACCACGAUUGGCAUCCGCAUUUAGGCUUUGGGGAUGUUUUAAGAGGGACGCUGCUGCCUAUCGCUCGUACUCCGUUAGUAGCCUCUUAGCAGAGGGAGACUUUGUACAAAAGUCGAUUGCUUGGGUACCUCUGUCCCAUUCGUGUUCCAACCGUGAAGCAGUUGUGUUUGCAUGGCUGUGUUUCGGUUUGAAGGGUGGGUAUGGCGUGAAUUUACUGGGUACAGAGGAAUAACACCUGAGUCCUCAGGAAUGGCAACGCAUGGGA